GUCUGUGUCAGUCGGUGUGAAAGCAUCAUCAAGGAGGAAAAAAGGAUUAAACAUCCCCGAAAAACGUCCAAUUUGUGUUAAAUAAGUGAAAUUUUAGUUGUGCUACGGGUCUCGGAAGUGUGCUGAGUUUGUGUAGCUGUGUUUAACGAUAUUGGCCGUUCUCCCUUCCAGCCCAAAUUAUAGCUUCAUUGGAGAUUACAAUGAGUAAAAUGACGAAAAACAAAUUAAAUCUAACGUUGCCUCCGGGCUCGGUAGACGUUACGGCCAGUCAGCAAACGACCCCGACGCCCUCGUUCAAGACCCCCUCGGGGACGGAGUAUGUAAUCGGGAAGCACAAUCUGCUGGGGAAGCCCAAGAACAGUAUCGAUGCGCUGACCGAGACGCUGGAGGAGCUCGAGAUCGACGAGAACGCCCGAAAGCGGAUAAAAGUGUUCCUGAGUCAGAAGGAGAAGAUCGGUGAACUGAGCGAUGAGGAUCUGGAAAAGCUCGGUGAGUUGGGUUCCGGAAACGGCGGAGUGGUCAUGAAGGUACGACACAUUCCGACCGAGCUGAUAAUGGCUAGGAAGUUGAUUCACCUGGAAGUGAAACCGGCCAUCAAGAAACAGAUUAUCCGGGAGUUGAAGGUGCUGCAUGAUUGCAACUUCCCGCACAUUGUCGGAUUCUACGGGGCUUUCUACAGCGACGGGGAGAUUAGCAUCUGCAUGGAGUACAUGGAUGGGGGUUCGUUGGAUUUGAUCCUGAAGCGGGCCGGGCGCAUUCCGGAACCGAUUCUGGCCAAAAUCACGUGCGCCGUACUGAAGGGGUUGAGCUACUUGAGGGACAAGCAUGCCAUCAUGCACCGGGAUGUGAAGCCGAGCAAUAUACUGGUUAAUAGCAGUGGAGAGAUUAAGAUCUGCGAUUUUGGAGUGUCCGGGCAGCUGAUCGACUCGAUGGCGAACUCGUUCGUGGGCACCAGGAGUUACAUGUCGCCGGAACGCCUGCAGGGUACGCACUACUCGGUCCAGUCGGACAUUUGGUCGCUCGGGCUGUCGCUGGUCGAGAUGGCCAUCGGAAUGUAUCCGAUUCCGCCGCCAGAUGCCAAAAUGUUGGACUACAUUUUCCAGGACAAGGGCGAUGACAGUUCGCCCGGGCAGAACAUAAUCGAACCCAAACCGAUGGCCAUCUUCGAGCUGCUGGACUACAUCGUCAACGAACCACCACCGAAACUGGAACACCACUCGUUCAGCGAUCGGUUUAAGGACUUUGUCGAUCGAUGCCUCAAGAAGAACCCCGAAGAGCGGGCCGAUCUCAAAACGCUAAUCAACCACGACUGGAUCAAGAAUAUCGAACAGGAGGACGUGGACAUUGCCGGCUGGGUGUGCAAGACGAUGGAUUUGCUUCCCUCCACGCCGAAGCGAAACGCGUCGCCGAAUUAGGCAGUUUUAAAUGAGAGCAGCAUGAAAAUCGAAAAAAAAUGAACGUCUCUAUGAAUGUUUAGUGAAAAAAGGUCUUAACUGUGCGUAGCUUUCUAGGCGCAUAGCGGCGUAUAGGUUAGGUGCACGGAAUUCCGGCAUCGUUCCGUGUUUGUAGUUUUUAAGUUCUAGUGAUGCAUUAUUAGGCUUUAUUUUAAUUGUGUACAGUGUAACGAUUUUUUUUAAAUAUUUCAAUCUGUGGCAUGCAUAUACUUCAGUGUAUGAGUUUUACAGUGGAGCGAGAUGCAUCAAAUGCAAUAAAACUAUGAUUCAACAUAAUAAAGUACAUUUACAAAUACAUAGUUGUCAUGAUACCUAGAUAAUACGAAUGGGUAUCAGAAUUUAGUGAACCAUGUGCAAGAACAAUUAAUCGAGAUGAGAUAGACUAGAAAAAUACCUACACAAAACAAAAGGUAAUGCAUUCCCAAUAUUCUUAAACACUCUUUACACCACCACUGGUAGAAGAAACGACCCUGGAAGGAAUGCAUUGAAAAUCUCAAGAGAUUAGUAAAUAUUUGCAGAUACGCAUCCACAUACUAUUCAGCACUUCUACAUAUAUAUAAUUACUGCACUGUGUAAGCAAGACGAUCCCAAAUUGAUGAAUCAUACUCAUCCAGCAUACAUAUGCAUUGAAUUCUUACUACACAACGUGUCGCUGGCAACACUGACGGCUGCAGACGAAAUUUGAAACAUUGAACCACGUUUGCCAUUUACAUUCAUGCAGGACAAAUGUAUUGAAAAAAAAACAGAAUAUUUUAAACUCGA
Aedes albopictus (Asian tiger mosquito) is the source of this 2216-nucleotide messenger RNA. It is a transcript of the gene Dsor1, whose product is annotated as dual specificity mitogen-activated protein kinase kinase dSOR1. The transcript has 4 exons. Lineage: Eukaryota; Metazoa; Arthropoda; Insecta; Diptera; Culicidae. Gene Ontology annotation, molecular function: ATP binding; protein kinase activity. The record is from RefSeq and is a predicted model, not a curated record. Gene Ontology annotation, biological process: protein phosphorylation. The coding region runs from base 201 to 1415 and encodes 404 amino acids.